AUGAAAUCUUUUGGUAUUUGUGAGGAAGAACCCGAAUCAUCUACUGCUGUUAAUAAAGAGUUUGAAAAUGACGAAAUUGAUGGUAAAGUGAAUAUUCAUGAUAAUGAUCAUGAUAGUGAAGAUUUGUCUUUGGUUGAUCAUGAUGAAAUGGUGGGAAUGCCUACUACCGCUAAGUUAAAUAAAGGUUCUGUACAACUUGAACGUGAAGUAGGAAUAAAUGCAGAUGCAGUUGCAGAAGGCAUGCAUACUUGUGAGACCGUCAGUGUGAGUGAUCAGCAUGUAGCCCACCUAUCAUCAGAUGCUAAUGCUAAACCUGAGCUGAUAGUAAAAGACAGCAGUGGUGGUGGUCUUGCAGGUAGACAAAUUUCUGAAAGUCGAUCAACAACAGCCUCUGAUCCACCGCUAACUUCAUCAACUGGUAUCAAUCAGUCGUCGUUGGUGCUGUCAUCCACAAUGAAACAGACACCCAUCAACUCAACUAUCUUGUGCAGUGACUAUGAUAGUAUUGGUGCAUUUGAAAAGACGAAAGAUAUUGGUCAGUUUAGUGAGGAUAAACCCAGUGUGCAUACAAAGGUGAACUGUGAACCAGUGAGCAAGUUCAGUGAUAAGCUCAAUGUAAACUCCAGGUCUGACUCCGAAUUGUGUGACGAUAACGGUGCGGUGAAGAAGUCUGUAGUUACAACUGGUAAGCCAUUGUUGAAUAGAGUGUCACAGAAUAGAGUUACUGCUUCAGAGUGCAGUUCUGACUCCACAAGUUUACAAGAUAUUACUAGUCAGAGUGAAGGUAUGAAAUCUUUUGGUAUUUGUGAGGAAGAACCCAAAUCAUCUACUGCUGUUAAUAAAGAGUUUGAAAAUGACGAAAUUGAUGGUAAAGUGAAUAUUCAUGAUAAUGAUCAUGAUAGUGAAGAUUUGUCUUUGGUUGAUCAUGAUGAAAUGGUGGGAAUGCCUACUACCGCUAAGUUAAAUAAAGGUUCUGUACAACUUGAACGUGAAGUAGGAAUAAAUGCAGAUGCAGUUGCAGAAGGCAUGCAUACUUGUGAGACCGUCAGUGUGAGUGAUCAGCAUGUAGCCCACCUAUCAUCAGAUGCUAAUGCUAAACCUGAGCUGAUAGUAAAAGACAGCAGUGGUGGUGGUCUUGCAGGUAGACAAAUUUCUGAAAGUCGAUCAACAACAGCCUCUGAUCCACCGCUAACUUCAUCAACUGGUAUCAAUCAGUCGUCGUUGGUGCUGUCAUCCACAAUGAAACAGACACCCAUCAACUCAACUAUCUUGUGCAGUGACUAUGAUAGUAUUGGUGCAUUUGAAAAGACGAAAGAUAUUGGUCAGUUUAGUGAGGAUAAACCCAGUGUGCAUACAAAGGUGAACUGUGAACCAGUGAGCAAGUUCAGUGAUAAGCUCAAUGUAAACUCCAGGUCUGACUCCGAAUUGUGUGACGAUAACGGUGCGGUGAAGAAGUCUGUAGUUACAACUGGUAAGCCAUUGUUGAAUAGAGUGUCACAGAAUAGAGUUACUGCUUCAGAGUGCAGUUCUGACUCCACAAGUUUACAAGAUAUUACUAGUCAGAGUGAAGGUAUGAAAUCUUUUGGUAUUUGUGAGGAAGAACCUAAAUCAUCUACUGCUGUUAAUAAAGAGUUUGAAAAUGACGAAAUUGAUGGUAAAGUGAAUAUUCAUGAUAAUGAUCAUGAUAGUGCAGAUUUGUCUUUGGUUGAUCAUGAUGAAAUGGUGGGAAUGCCUACUACCGCUAAGUUAAAUAAAGGUUCUGUACAACUUGAACGUGAAGUAGGAAUAAAUGCAGAUGCAGUUGCAGAAGGCAUGCAUACUUGUGAGACCGUCAGUGUGAGUGAUCAGCAUGUAGCCCACCUAUCAUCAGAUGCUAAUGCUAAACCUGAGCUGAUAGUAAAAGACAGCAGUGGUGGUGGUCUUGCAGGUAGACAAAUUUCUGAAAGUCGAUCAACAACAGCCUCUGAUCCACCGCUAACUUCAUCAACUGGUAUCAAUCAGUCGUCGUUGGUGCUGUCAUCCACAAUGAAACAGACACCCAUCAACUCAACUAUCUUGUGCAGUGACUAUGAUAGUAUUGGUGCAUUUGAAAAGACGAAAGAUAUUGGUCAGUUUAGUGAGGAUAAACCCAGUGUGCAUAUAAAGGUGAACUGUGAACCAGUGAGCAAGUUCAGUGAUAAGCUCAAUGUAAACUCCAGGUCUGACUCCGAAUUGUGUGACGAUAACGGUGCGGUGAAGAAGUCUGUAGUUACAACUGGUAAGCCAUUGUUGAAUAGAGUGUCACAGAAUAGAGUUACUGCUUCAGAGUGCAGUUCUGACUCCACAAGUUUACAAGAUAUUACUAGUCAGAGUGAAGGUAUGAAAUCAUUUGGUAUUUGUGAGGAAGAACCUAAAUCAUCUACUGCUGUUAAUAAAGAGUUUGAAAAUGACGAAAUUGAUGGUAAAGUGAAUAUUCAUGAUAAUGAUCAUGAUAGUGCAGAUUUGUCUUUGGUUGAUCAUGAUGAAAUGGUGGGAAUGCCUACUACCGCUAAGUUAAAUAAAGGUUCUGUACAACUUGAACGUGAAGUAGGAAUAAAUGCAGAUGCAGUUGCAGAAGGCAUGCAUACUUGUGAGACCGUCAGUGUGAGUGAUCAGCAUGUAGCCCACCUAUCAUCAGAUGCUAAUGCUAAACCUGAGCUGAUAGUAAAAGACAGCAGUGGUGGUGGUCUUGCAGGUAGACAAAUUUCUGAAAGUCGAUCAACAACAGCCUCUGAUCCACCGCUAACUUCAUCAACUGGUAUCAAUCAGUCGUCGUUGGUGCUGUCAUCCACAAUGAAACAGACACCCAUCAACUCAACUAUCUUGUGCAGUGACUAUGAUAGUAUUGGUGCAUUUGAAAAGACGAAAGAUAUUGGUCAGUUUAGUGAGGAUAAACCCAGUGUGCAUAUAAAGGUGAACUGUGAACCAGUGAGCAAGUUCAGUGAUAAGCUCAAUGUAAACUCCAGGUCUGACUCCGAAUUGUGUGACGAUAACGGUGCGGUGAAGAAGUCUGUAGUUACAACUGGUAAGCCAUUGUUGAAUAGAGUGUCACAGAAUAGAGUUACUGCUUCAGAGUGCAGUUCUGACUCCACAAGUUUACAAGAUAUUACUAGUCAGAGUGAAGGUAUGAAAUCAUUUGGUAUUUGUGAGGAAGAACCUAAAUCAUCUACUGCUGUUAAUAAAGAGUUUGAAAAUGACGAAAUUGAUGGUAAAGUGAAUAUUCAUGAUAAUGAUCAUGAUAGUGCAGAUUUGUCUUUGGUUGAUCAUGAUGAGAUGAACGGAAUGUUUGCUACUGCCGAAUUGGUCAAAGAUUCUGUACAAUUUGAACGUGAAGCAGAAUUAAGAGCAAAUGCGGUGGUAGAAGGUAUGGAUACUCAUGAGACUGUCAUUGUAAAUGAUCAGCGUGUAGCCCAUCUAUCAUCGGAUGUUAAUGCUAAACGGGGGCUAAUAAGAAAAGACAGCAGUGUUGUUAGUCUUGCAGUUAGACAGCCUUAUAAAAGCCGAACAACAACAGCUGAUGAACCACUAAGUUCAUCAACUUGUGUUGGUCAGUUGUCGUUGGUGUUGUCAUCCACAAUGAAAUAG
Trichobilharzia regenti is the source of this 3603-nucleotide messenger RNA. The record is from the annotation of a GenBank genome assembly. Lineage: Eukaryota; Metazoa; Platyhelminthes; Trematoda; Strigeidida; Schistosomatidae.